AUGCACUGGGUAAUCCUGCUUCUGUUCCUUGGCUCCACUCUUGAAGCAUGGAGUCAGACAACAAUCCAUGUUCCUGGCGCAAUCCCUCUGGCUAUUCGUUCUCCAUACUUCAACAGUUGGCUUUCGACGCAAGAUGGAGUUUCUCUGGCUAGCCGCUGGCCGACAUUUUGGAAUGGACAGACCCUUGGAUGGGCAGGUUUCGUUCGCGUCGACGGUCAAUCGUUCAGAUGGCUUGGAGAAAGCGAUAUCACUUCUGUGCAAGCUGCAACGACGACGGCGUACCACCUUACCCCAACUCGAAGCAUUUUCACAAUGGCCGCAGGUCCAAUACGCUUCAAUGUGACUUUCAUGGAUCCUGUAGAUUUAACGGACUGGAAUCGCCAAUCUUUCCCAUUUUCCUACCUGUUCAUCGACUCUGUCCUUUCAGCAGACGGAGAGGCUCGUUCGGUCCAAUUUUACUCCUACAUCGAUGGUCCAGUCUGGGUUUCUAGCACAUCGGAGUCAGCCGUUCGGUGGGAUACUACGGAAACAAGCUCGAGCACCCAUCAUUCCAUUUCUCGAAGCAACCCGCAACCUAUGGUCGAACAACAAGACAGGGCUGAAGAUGGAACCGCAUAUUACGCUCUUGCGAAGGUAGGCUCCCGUAACAGCUGGCAGACUGGUUUCGUCGACAGCAUCACGCAAACCUUUCUCCAAAAUGGCGUGUUGACAAACACAAUGGACACUCAGUUUAGGCCGAUAAAUAGCUCAACGCCCGCCCUGGGUCUAUCUGCGGACUUAGGGACUAUAUCGGAGCUCGAUGGACCAUUGGUAUGGGCUCUUGGCUUUGUCAGAGAGCCAGCCAUCCGACAUGUCAAUAAUGGUGCAAUCGAGAGCCGCAGUUCGUAUUUCUGGACGCGGUAUAAAACCGUUGGGGACGCGAUCGACUCAUUCCUCAACGAUUUUUCCUACUCCUACUCCAAAAUCGUUGCCCUGGACGACAAAAUCAUCUCGCAAGCACAAACAAUUUCAACGCAAUACGCGGACGUCGUCUCCCUCAGUCUACGACAAGCCGUGGGCUCGAUAGAUGUCACCACCCUCAGAGAUAGGAAUGGACGCUACGUAUCUUCUGACAUGAAGGUGUUCAUGAAAGAUGUUGGCUUCAUCAGCCGUACAAACCCUGUGAAUACCAUGUACGCCGCCUUCCCUGUUUUCCUGUACCUCGACCCCGGAUUCGCUGGGUAUAUGCUGGAACCGCUCCUGGAAUACCAAGCAUCGUCAGCAUACAACAAUGUUUUCGCGGCGGCAGAUCUAGGUAUCUCGUACCCGGACGCACUUGGAAAUAGUACGAGUAAUGUUUUGGGUGCGGUUGAGAAUUCCGCCGGAAUGUUGAUCAUGGUUCUCGCACAUGCUCUCAAGACCGGAGACGGGACCUUGGCUGAUCGUUAUUACGACCUGUUAAAAACCUGGGCCGAUUAUCUCGUCAAGAACACGCUGCAUCCUUCCGGCUACCAAACAGACGACGGCCUAAUCUCCGGCGACAUGUCGAAUCUUGCCCUCAAGGGUAUCAUAGCCAUUGGCGCCAUGGCGAAGAUAGCAGAGGCACUGGAGAAGCCGCUCGCUGAAAUUGACAAUUAUAAGAACCAAGCGUCGUCAUUAGGAUCCCAAUGGCAAAAUCUAGCAAUUACAUCAGGGAGAAUGGCCUCGAGAUACGGAGAUGAUACGAACUGGGCGCUGGCUUACAACUUGUAUGCUGCAAGGUUGCUUGAGUCUGAUGUUAUAAAUGAAAAGAUAUUCAGCGACCAAGCUGCCUUCUACGCAUCACAGAUGUCUUCAGCACAAAAAUACGGAUUUGCAUACGAUACAUUAGAUUCCUCCAUUGGCAAAUCCUCUUGGUUAGCAUUCACCGCGGCAACCACAACCGACAACUCAACGCGCGACGCUUUGAUCUCGAUGAUCCACUCACGCACAUUUUCCAAUGCCUCUAGCAACCCAUUUUCUGUGAUCUAUGAUCUGGGGCCGGGGCAGACACAAGGUGGUUCAUCAAGCCCAGCUCAAGGCUCGAUGUUUUCUCUCCUCGCGCUAAGUAUUCCAAAUCGGAGAAUUCAAUUACCUUUGUACCGGCGUGUCCACAAGGGUGUGAUCGCGGGGAGCGUCGUUGGCGGCGUCCUCCUGAUCUCCGCCGUCCUCGCGGGUGCGUAUUUCUGGCGCCGACGACGGAGAAGAAGGGCCGAAGAGAAGGAAAAGGAAGCUGCGACGCCGUACGCUAGUAUCCAGCCUCGAGAAGGCGUUAUUCAGCCCAAGGCCACGGCGCCAAUGGUUCCAGAGGUAGUUGUUGCUGGCCUCCCUCCUAUCCCAGGGCCGUCAAACGAGAAGUCGGCUCUGAGAGCCUCGCAGCUGAGUGUGCAGUCUGAUUCUGAGCACUCGGGUUUGUAUGCCCGGCAGCAGCAAGAAGCCGGGCGGACUGGGAAGGGCGUCGUUCUGUAUGGCCCUUCGCUAGAGGGGUCACAGGUCGACCUCCUAGGCGUUCCGAGGGUGUCAGCAUCGGGGUCGAGUGGGAAGGGUGUUGUGAGGAGAGGAGGUUUGUCUUCAUUGGUGGUAGAAGACACGCCCACGAUCGUGCCACAAUCGGCGCUGCCUCAAAAUGAAGCCGUGUCGUCGCCCCCGGCGAACACGACGGAGAGAGAUGCUGACCUAAUUCGAGAGGUACGGGAAUUGAGGAGAGAGAUGCAGCAGAUCAGAGCACAGGGCCAGCGGAGGUCGAACGAGCCGCUUCCGGAGUAUCGAGACCAUGCAUAA
Messenger RNA from Cyclocybe aegerita, 2778 nucleotides. Lineage: Eukaryota; Fungi; Basidiomycota; Agaricomycetes; Agaricales; Hemipholiotaceae. The record is from the annotation of a GenBank genome assembly.